UCUACCUAUCAGUGUGUGUGUUGCUGUGCGCCUCGUUGCUGGAGGGAAACGCGAAGCUCAAGUUACAGGCUUCAUUUUUUAAAGAUUUACAUGAGUUGGUCCCCUAUUCUCCUUUCACUUCAUCGCCGUUCUUUCUAGUUAACGGCUCGCAUUUCAGAAUUCCUGGGUGAAGUGAAGCUUUGAAAAUGUCUCUUUGGACAAAAGCGCAGCAGCUUCAAGGUGAAGCUCUGCGACAGGUGCAGGCUGUUUAUGGUGAACAUUUUCCCAUUGAAGUUCGGCACUUUUUAGCCCCAUGGAUUGAAAGCAAAAUUAUGAGUGAUGUUGACCCAGACAAUCCUCAACACGAGCAGUAUGCUGCAUCUGUUGUAGGUGCACUUAUCCAAGAAUUAGAAUCCAAAGCCCAGGCUUUAACAAAUGAGGAGUUUUUCCUCACCAAAAUUAAACUUCAAGGUGCUGCUGAAAUGUUUAGACAACGAUACAGCCAAAAUCCCCUCGGUCUGCUCAGAAUCAUCAGACACUGCCUGGGUACCGAACUAAAGCUUGUUCAACAAGCUGAAAAUAUGAGCCUAGGCAUGAGCAGCAACCCAGCUGCAUUACUUCCUGACGCGUCGGGUGAAAUUCUUCAGCAAUUGGACAUAUUACGCCAACGUACACAAGAGACGAGUGAAGAUCUCAGAAGAAUGGAACAAGAGCAAGAAGCCUUUGCGUUAGAGUAUCACGAACUGACAAAGAUCCAAGCUAAUCUGACGCACUUACAGAACCAGGCUCCGUCACAACAAAAAAACGACUUUGAGAAGCAAUUGCGCAUCAAGAAAGAAAUGAGUGAACACAAGCUCAACGUCAAGGUGCUGGCUGAGUUGCUGCAAAUGCGGAUGGCUUUGGCCGAGAAACAUAAAGAGACAUUGAUGUUGAUUGAAAAUCUGCAAGCUCGAGUUUUAGAUGAUGAACUUAUCCGCUGGAAACGUGAACAACAAUUAGCUGGGAAUGGAGUGCCCUUCCAUAGCAACCUAGAUUCUAUCCAGGAAUGGUGUGAAGGUUUGGCGGAAAUAAUCUGGUUGAACAGACAACAGAUCAAGGAAGCCGAACGUCUACGAGCUAAAUUCCCUAUCAUGCAAGCAAAUAAUACAGACCAUGUACCUGCACUUAAUACGCAAAUCACGCAGUUACUCUCGUCGCUAGUGACUAGUACCUUCAUUAUUGAGCGCCAGCCCCCGCAGGUGAUGAAAACCAACACCCGUUUCACAGCCAUGGUUCGACUGUUGGUCGGUGGAAAGCUGAAUGUGCACAUGACACCCCCGCAGGUUACGGUGUCUAUAAUCAGCGAGCAGCAGGCCAAUACGUUACUGAAGAACGACAAAAUGGCCAAAGGAGAGGCAUCGGGGGAGAUUCUCAAUAACACGGGCACGAUGGAAUACCAAAAAGCUUCACGUCAACUCUCUGUCUCAUUCAGAAACAUGCAACUGAGAAAGAUCAAGCGCGCCGAAAAGAAAGGCACCGAAUCGGUGAUGGAUGAAAAGUUUUCUCUCCUCUUUCAAUCCAAGUUUUCGGUAGGCGGCGGAGAAUUGGUAUUCCAGGUCUGGACUUUAUCCUUGCCCGUGGUAGUUAUCGUGCACGGCAACCAAGAGCCUCAUGCUUGGGCGACAGUUACCUGGGACAAUGCAUUCGCCGAACCCGGCCGUACGCCGUUUGUCGUGCCGGAAAAGGUGCCCUGGUCUCAGGUUGCUGAGACGCUCUCAACUAAAUUUCGUUCGGCCACCGGUCGUGCUCUGACGGAAAGCAACCAGCGAUUCUUAGCCUCGAAGGCUUUCCGCAACCCGAACCUGCAGUUGCCUCUGGUUGGCCCCGAAGCAGGCAAUUUAAUGCUUACAUGGUCUCAGUUUUGCAAAGAGCCACUGCCCGAACGCAACUUUACCUUUUGGGAAUGGUUCUACGCCCUGAUGAAGCUCACUAGGGAGCACCUACGUGCGCCAUGGAUGGAUAACACCAUCGUUGGUUUUAUCGGCCGAAAGCAAACAGAAGACUUAUUGAAACAGUGUCUACGGGGUACGUUCAUGCUGCGCUUCUCUGAUUCUGAGCUGGGGGGCGUCACCAUUGCGUGGGUCGGAGAUUCAAGUGAAGUUUUUAUGCUACAACCCUUCACGAGCAAGGAUUUUGCCAUCCGCACGCUGGCCGAUCGUGUUUCGGACUUGAAACACCUAAUCUAUCUGUAUCCUGACAUACCGAAAGACCAGGCGUUCGGCAAAUACUACACGCCGUUUACCGACAGCCAGACGCCCACCAACGGUUACGUCAAGCCAUUGCUCGUUACUCACGUACCUGGUUGGAGUAGUGGUGGUGGUAACCUGGAAACGGGUAGCUACCCGCCAACGCCGCAAGGGUUCUACAACCCACAGUCACCAGAAGCGAGCAUGGGCCGCGACACUCCAUCCGUUCACAGCGCGACCUCCGAGACGGUCCACAGCAGCUUCUAUCCAUCGACCCAGACUGGCCAGCCCAACGAGGUAUCGGACUCGUUUCAAGACUUCAUGUCACAAGUAGAGGAACUAGACAAUCUGGAGGAGUUUCAGAUGGACCUCAACACGAUGGGCGUUAUGCCAGCCAGCAUGACCCACUUCAAGAGCUAAAUCAAAGGGUUACAUCCCCAAAACCAACCCUACUUUCCCGGUUUUCUGAAAUAGGAAAGUCUACGCAAAGAAGACGAAAAAACAAAAGGGGGAAACAGGAAAAUAUUUCUCUACCAAAGGAAUAAGAGCAAGCACACACAGAAGUCGUACGCCACACCAAAGUUCAAACUAAGACAAAGAGAAGGGGGAAAAAAAAUGAAAAUUUUUUUUGGAACCGGUUGGGUUUCGUGUGAGGUAGGUCACAUAAAAGUGCGCGGGAAUUUUUUUUUUCUUUCACUUUUUUUUUUUUUUUUUUGCUUUAGUUUUUAAAUGGGAAUGAAUUUUUUGUUUACUUUUAUUGUGCUAUUUGCGCAUGAAAAAGAAACACUGUCAUGUUUUCAUGGUCUUCAAGUUUGUUUCAAAAUCACGUCUUUUCAAAAAAAAGCGUCGAGUUAUUUGCUCACGCGUGCCUUUUUUACAAUUCAAGCAGAUGGUACAAUCAUGUAGACCGCUUAGCAGCGACGCAAUGUUUAUAGUUGCCGCUCAUUUGAAAAAUGUUUUGCCUUCUAUUAUGUUGUUAUUGCAGCUGUUGUGAGCAUUCGCACGGCUAUUACGUUGACAUAUGAUCAAACUCUCCCUCACCUUCUCUGUUUUUGUGUCUUACUUAAUUUUAGAGAGAGAGAGAGAGAGAGAUUUUUUUUUUUUUUUUUCCAUAAGACGGAACGUGGAUCGCUUACCACGGUUUCUUAUCUUUUGCCUCUUGCAAUAAGAACUUGGCUUUCAGACCUUUAACAUGGAUAGGAUCCGUGUGCGUUCAAUCACUUUUAAAAUUUACCUUUGAGUGACUUAAAAACAAACAAAAAAAAUCAUAGUUUUCAAUUCAUAUUUUGUGCAUUGCUCAAGUUGUCGAUUUUCGUCAUAACACAAUGAAAUAGAAAAAAAAAAAAAAAAAACCUUGUUCCCCAUUCUCCCAUAAUCCUUGCAACGAAUCAAAGUAGAGGAAUCGUAUUAAGCACGUAAAGAACCGCACACUAUGCAGUGUUGUGUUUGGAGCCUUGUCUUUUAUUAUUAUUAUUUUUUACGUAUUCACCCAUUCUUAAUUAUUAUGUUGGUUUUUCGUGUGAUGUCAAAUGCGAAAGAAAAAAAUAACUUUCACCUACCUUAUUAUACUACUUAUAAACUCCCUUGACUUAGAAAUAAACUGGCGUGCGGCAAUUGA
Molecule: messenger RNA, 3822 nt
Organism: Daphnia magna
Lineage: Eukaryota; Metazoa; Arthropoda; Branchiopoda; Diplostraca; Daphniidae
Product: signal transducer and activator of transcription 5B
Exons: 15
Coding region: 186-2624 (812 amino acids)
Biological process (GO): cell surface receptor signaling pathway via JAK-STAT; defense response; regulation of cell population proliferation
Molecular function (GO): DNA-binding transcription factor activity, RNA polymerase II-specific; RNA polymerase II cis-regulatory region sequence-specific DNA binding
Source: RefSeq, a predicted model, not a curated record